CUUAUGAGCAGAGGAGAGCCGGUCAUUGGCACAGAUCAUCAGAGCACUGACGAUCAGUGUUCCCUGAUGAUCUGUGUAGCCCCAGCAGUGCCACCUGUCAGUGUCCAUCAGUGCCAGCUCUCAGUGCUCAUCCAUGUCACCUGCCAGUGCCCAUCAGUGCCACAUUUCAGUGCCCAUCAGUGGCACAUCAAUGCCACAUAUCAGUGCCCAUCUGAGCUGCCAUUCACUGUCACCCAUCAGUGCCAGUCAGUGCCACCUAUCAAUGCCAGGCAGUGCCACCUAUCAGUGCUGCCAAUCAGUGCCACAUAUCAGUGCCAGUCAGUGCCGCCUAUCAGU
Molecule: messenger RNA, 336 nt
Organism: Staurois parvus
Lineage: Eukaryota; Metazoa; Chordata; Amphibia; Anura; Ranidae
Source: the annotation of a GenBank genome assembly